This is a messenger RNA of Manis javanica (Malayan pangolin), 750 nucleotides long. NCBI's taxonomy places the organism in Eukaryota, Metazoa, Chordata, Mammalia, Pholidota, Manidae. The record is from RefSeq and is a predicted model, not a curated record.
CUCAAGUUCACAAGGAUGUACCUGAAGUCAAGUCAGUCUUGUCUGUUUAUGGGACAUGCUGUUCCUUCCCCUUCAGCACAUAGGUGUGCACUGGCAUUAGGGCGGCCUGGUGCUGGGAGACGCUAUUUUUUGUUUAAGUUCUUGGUCAUUGGAAAUGCGGGGACUGGCAAGUCUUGCUUGCUUCACCAGUUCAUCGAAAAAAAAUUCAAAGAUGACUCGAAUCAUACAAUAGGAGUGGAAUUUGGCUCAAAGAUAAUAAAUGUUGGUGGUAAAUAUGUAAAGUUACAGAUAUGGGAUACAGCUGGCCAAGAGCGAUUCAGGUCGGUGACGAGAAGCUACUACCGAGGCGCCGCGGGGGCUCUGCUGGUCUACGACAUCACCAGCCGAGAAACCUACAAUGCGCUUACUAAUUGGUUAACAGAUGCCAGAAUGCUAGCAAGCCAGAACAUCGUCAUUAUACUCUGCGGGAAUAAGAAGGACCUGGAUGUGGACCGCGAAGUCACUUUCCUAGAAGCUUCCAGAUUUGCUCAAGAAAAUGAGCUGAUGUUUUUGGAAACAAGCGCACUAACAGGGGAGAAUGUGGAAGAGGCCUUUGUGCAAUGCGCAAGAAAAAUACUUAACAAAAUCGAAUCAGGUGAGCUGGACCCAGAAAGAAUGGGCUCAGGUAUUCAGUACGGAGAUGCUGCCUUGAGACAGCUGCGGUCCCCGCGUCGUGCACAGGCCCCAAGCGCGCAGGAGUGUGGCUGCUAG